This is a messenger RNA of Phoenix dactylifera (date palm), 1050 nucleotides long. RefSeq lists its product as uncharacterized. Gene Ontology annotation, biological process: translation. The record is from RefSeq and is a predicted model, not a curated record. Gene Ontology annotation, molecular function: small ribosomal subunit rRNA binding; structural constituent of ribosome. Gene Ontology annotation, cellular component: ribosome. NCBI's taxonomy places the organism in Eukaryota, Viridiplantae, Streptophyta, Magnoliopsida, Arecales, Arecaceae.
AUUGGAGCGACAUUUGCACUACCAACUCCAAGUCUAUUGCGGCUCCGGACUCGAGGGGGGUCGAAGGGUUUUCUUGGGGGUGGGGGGUUUUAGGGCAAAAGAGACGAGCGGCAACGAAGAAUUAAGUGGAGCAGAGACAGGAGAGAGGAGGGAAGAGAAGAGAGGGGGAUGCCUCUGUACGAUUGCCUCCUGCUGGCGAAACCCCGUGUGAAGAAGGAGGCCGUGAUGGAUCUGGUGGCCCGCGUUGGGCGCCGCGUCUACCAGCGCAACGGCGUCAUCACUGACAUCAAGUCCUUCGGCACUGUCCAGCUCGGCUAUGGCAUCAAGAAGCUCGACGGCCGUCACUACCAGGGCCAACUCAUGCAGAUGACUAUGAUGGUUCCACCUACUUUUAAUCAGGAACUUCAGUAUUUGAAUAAGGAAGACCGACUGCUUCGCUGGCUUGUGGUAAAACACAGGAAUGCUGUAUAUGGACUAGAGUUCAUUAAUGAGGAUGAUGGGAAGGAUGAGCUAAGCAUGUUCCGCAGUGGUAGCUUGAUAAAUAAGGGAGAUGAUGAAGAUGAUGAUGAGGAUGAGGAUGAAGAUGACGAUGAAUAUGAAGUGGAGUAGACUGUUUAACGAGUUGUGCACUUCAGUAUUCAAUUCUCCCGUAGUCGUUGAACAUAGUAAACUAUGAUUGCAAGUUUCACAGAAAAUGGGUCGAGGAAACAUCUUUAUGAUUUGGAUGCCGUUGCAACAUUGAAGAACUGGAAGUUUGUUCUCUGGUCCUCUGAUUUAGUUUGUGGCUGGCUGCUUUAUUAUACUGGGUGCAUGGCAGCCUAAUUUAGGCCAAAUUGUACUUCUGCAGUAAGCAUGAAUUGCUGUAAAUCAUUUAUUUCAAUUUGUUGGCCCUUUGUUUCCAAGUUUUCAAUCCUCUCUAGUUUCCUCCUGCCGCAGCUGCUAUCUUUUGUCUUAUUAUGAUGAUAGAGGGAGCAAACUCUAAAAUAUACAGACUCUGUAAGAAUUUGAUAAGUCGCCCUUUAUGAAUCGCUUAAAGUUAAAACUGUGUAA